UUACCCCACUAAUUUUAGUGGUGUUUUCGGGAUAAAAAAAAAUGUACUCCAGUGCCAAUAUACAUACCAACAUACAUAAAGAAGCAUUAAGGAUAUAUAAUAAUGUCUGCAGAAAACGUGUUCGGGAAAGCCAUCAUGGUGAUCGAAUACCCGGACACGGAAGCGAGAGCUGCGGCGGCGAACGCGGCGAUCGGGGCGGACGACAAGCACAAGCAGGUGAAGCAGUACGUGAACAAGCUGAAGAGCGCGUACGGCGACGGCAUCUCCGUCCUGGCCACCAUAUACAACGCCAUCGGCGAGAACAUUUACUUCUCCGCCUCCAAGGACUGGCACGGCAAGCUCUACACUGACUCCUCCUACCCCAAAAUCCUCCAGAACGGCCAGUGGGGCGGCUUCCUGCACUGCAAGAACGACGCCGCCCCUAGCGGCACCGAAGCCGUCGUCGUCUUCCGCGCCAAAGCCAACGGCUCCUCCGGCGGCAGGGGUGACGUUGUCAUUGCUUGGGAUGAUCCUUGGGCUCCCGGUUCCAGCAACAAGGCAUACACGGAAAUAGGGGAGAAGGACAAAUACAACUCGGCCUGGGAUGAGGUCCGUUCCAAGCUGGCUUCGUCGGGGGCGUCCCAAAGCGGCUUCGGCUUCGGGCUCUACUCUUACCAUUCCACAGGAAAGCUCCCCAAUUCUUGAGGCUGUUCUCGCUCUUGAGUGAUCGAUUUGCCCGCCCGCCCGCCGGAACUCAUUUAAUUACUUUGCAUGGCGAUCAAAAUAAAUGCAUGGGCUCGAUCAUCAUUAAUCCUAGCUGGGAGGAAUAAUUGAUCUGAUGAUGAUCGAUCGCCCUUAAUAAAUCCAAAAUAAAAUGCUGUUUGUUUU
Molecule: messenger RNA, 867 nt
Organism: Cuscuta campestris
Lineage: Eukaryota; Viridiplantae; Streptophyta; Magnoliopsida; Solanales; Convolvulaceae
Source: the annotation of a GenBank genome assembly